Messenger RNA from Drosophila sechellia, 968 nucleotides. RefSeq names its product proteasome alpha7 subunit (gene Prosalpha7). The coding region runs from base 109 to 870 and encodes 253 amino acids. Gene Ontology annotation, biological process: ubiquitin-dependent protein catabolic process. NCBI's taxonomy places the organism in Eukaryota, Metazoa, Arthropoda, Insecta, Diptera, Drosophilidae. The transcript is spliced from 3 exons. The record is from RefSeq and is a predicted model, not a curated record. Gene Ontology annotation, cellular component: proteasome core complex; proteasome core complex, alpha-subunit complex.
UGUCCAUCACUAGCCAAGCAAAAGCCGUCAAAUCAUCGUCGCAUUCGACUCAAGGAAUAAAACUAAUUUUUGCGUUUGAAUUGUUUAAAUUUUCACCGCGUCUUCGCUAUGAGUACUAUUGGCACUGGAUACGACUUGUCGGCCUCGCAGUUUUCGCCUGAUGGCCGCGUUUUCCAGAUCGACUACGCCUCAAAGGCGGUGGAGAAGAGCGGCACCGUGAUCGGGAUUCGGGGCAAGGACGCCGUGGUGCUGGCCGUCGAGAAGAUCAUCACCAGUAAGCUGUACGAACCGGACGCCGGCGGACGUAUCUUCACCAUCGAAAAGAACAUCGGAAUGGCGGUAGCCGGCUUGGUGGCUGAUGGAAACUAUGUGGCGGACAUUGCGCGUCAGGAGGCAGCCAACUACAGGCAGCAAUUUGAGCAGGCUAUCCCGCUUAAGCACCUGUGCGACCGUGUCGCCGGUUACGUCCACGCCUACACUCUGUACAGUGCCGUCCGCCCCUUCGGACUGUCCAUCAUCCUCGCCUCCUGGGACGAGGUCGAGGGGCCACAGCUCUACAAGAUCGAGCCGUCUGGCUCCUCCUUCGGUUACUUCGCCUGCGCCAGUGGCAAGGCCAAGCAGCUGGCCAAGACUGAGAUGGAGAAGCUCAAGACGGAUAUGAGGACCGACGAAUUGGUGGAGAGCGCCGGUGAAAUCAUCUACAAAGUCCAUGACGAGUUGAAGGACAAGGACUUCCGCUUCGAAAUGGGUUUGGUGGGCAGGGUAACCGGUGGCCUACAUCUCAUAAAUCCCUCAGAACUGACGGAGAAGGCGAGGAAAGCCGGCGAUGCUGCCAACAAGGAAGAAGACAGCGACAAUGAGACGCACUAGUUCGUUUGUGUGCCAGUGAAUCUAAUUCUGGGCCUAAAUACAUAAUGUUAAUUUUAUAUUUCCCUAAAGCGCAAAAUAAAUAAACAAAAUCGGGUGAA